Molecule: messenger RNA, 1101 nt
Organism: Cuscuta epithymum
Lineage: Eukaryota; Viridiplantae; Streptophyta; Magnoliopsida; Solanales; Convolvulaceae
Source: the annotation of a GenBank genome assembly
AGGAUAAAAAUUGUUCCAAUUGAAGGUUAUUAUUACUAACACUUCUUAAUCCAGAACAGGCUGUUAGUCAGAAUUCCUCUGGGACGGGAAGAUGGUGCAGAAAGAUGUCAUCCAGAAGGCGGAGGAAUUGGUGCAGAGAGCCAUGAAGUCGAACGAUGCAUCUCAUGAUGCUGCACAUGCAUUCAGAGUGCGAGACCUCGCUCUUUCUCUCGCCCGCGAAGAAGGCCUCUCUUCCUCUCCCGACUCCAUGUUGACUGUGGAACUAGCUUCUCUUCUGCAUGAUAUAGGUGACUACAAAUACAUGAGGGACCCAUCUGAGGCAAAAAUCGUAGAGGAAUUCCUUGACCAUGAAGGGAUAGAGGAUAGCAUGAGGAUAGAUGUUUUGAAGAUCAUAAAAGGAAUGGGGUUCAAAGAAGAACUUGAAGGUCAAGCAAAUGGUAUUUCUUCACUGGAAUUUCAGGUUGUGCAAGACGCAGAUCGACUUGAUGCAAUUGGUGCCAUAGGAAUUGCAAGAUGUUUUACAUUUGGUGGAAGCAGGCAUAGCGUUCUUCAUGAUCCUAAAAUUCUUCCCAGGUCAGAUCUUUCCAAGGAAAACUACAUGAACAAAGAUGAGCAGACAACUAUUAACCAUUUUCAUGAGAAGCUUCUCAAGUUGAAGGACUUGAUGAAAACUCAGGCUGGGAAGAGGAGGGCUGAAAGAAGGCACAAAGUUAUGGAAGAUUUUCUUAAAGAGUUUUAUGAAGAGUGGGAUGGCAAUGCUUGAACAGAUCCAUGUUUUUGAAUGUGUAUAACUUUUGCAGGUGUACACAUAAGAAAUACUUAUCUCAACCUUACUGACAGUUUGGACCAGGAUGGAGGUGUACACAUAAGAAAUACUUAUCUCAACCUUACUGACAGUUUGGACCAGGAUGGACUGCAAGUCCACAGCUGGAUUAGUUUUGGAUUGUUUGAUGUGCCUCUGAACUUUUAAAAGCAUUUCAAUGUUAGAUUGCUAAUCCUUUCUCUCAUGACUUUUGGAUAUGUUCGGUUUGGUUUGGUUUAGUUCGGUUUGGUUCGGUUCAUUACCAUGCAUAGAGAAAGAAUGAUGGUUUCAUAUUUGAC